Pollicipes pollicipes is the source of this 489-nucleotide messenger RNA. RefSeq names its product cuticle protein 7-like. The transcript is spliced from 2 exons. The coding region runs from base 1 to 489 and encodes 162 amino acids. The record is from RefSeq and is a predicted model, not a curated record. Gene Ontology annotation, molecular function: structural constituent of chitin-based larval cuticle. Lineage: Eukaryota; Metazoa; Arthropoda; Thecostraca; Pollicipedomorpha; Pollicipedidae. Gene Ontology annotation, cellular component: chitin-based extracellular matrix.
AUGCAAGUCUCAAUUCUGUUGACACUGCUGGCGGCGGCUCACGCGCAGUACACGGUCCCGCUUGUCAACACCCAGCUAGGCUACUCGGCGCCCGUCUACACCACCUACGGCGGCUUGGGCGCCGGUUACGGCUACAACUACGGCUACGCCAACGCCAUGCCCAUGGCGUACGGCACGGCGGCCGUGCCCGUCUCGAUGUCGGCCGUCCCGCUGGCGUACGGCGCGGCUGGCGUGGCCAUGCCGGUGGCCAAGGCGGCCGUGCAGUCUCACGCCCAGGACGAGCUCGGUCAGUACAACUACGGCUACGCCACCGGCACGUCCGCUAAGAAGGAGGUGAAGACGGCCGACGGCGUGGUGCGCGGUUCAUACAGCUAUGUGGACGCUUACGGCCAGCCGCAGCACGUCAAGUACGUCUCAGAUGCGCUCGGAUUCCGCGUGCAGGCGACCAACCUGCCGGUGGGUCCGGCGGCCGGCGCUGUCCUGGGCUAG